Molecule: messenger RNA, 2262 nt
Organism: Metarhizium brunneum ARSEF 3297
Lineage: Eukaryota; Fungi; Ascomycota; Sordariomycetes; Hypocreales; Clavicipitaceae
Source: RefSeq, a predicted model, not a curated record
AUGGCUCGUCGAACCAACAUAUCGUCCCCCGGCCCUCUUUGCUUUCUUCUCCCUCUCCCGCCUUUGACAUUGACCCAACCCUCCUUGAUGCAAGCGCCGCAAACUGUCAAGUGCGCAAUGAAGACGGAGAGCAAUACUAUGCUUGGAUUUCUAGGGCGGCGAGUUCUCUGGCCUCUGGGCAUCUUGAUUUUCAUUUCAGCUCUUUUCACUCUGCAACGAAGGCAUUUCACCGAUGGACCCAGCAUCGCACAUUCCCGGUCCUGGGACAAAAGCGACAGCCUCAAACACGUUUCCAACUCGACGCUCGGGUUCCAAGACAUACUUGUUGUCGGCAUGCCAUCCCGUACAGAUCGUCGCGACGGCAUGAUACUCGGCGCGGCCCUCUCAGGGCUUAAAAUCAACUUCAUCGACGGCGUAAAAGGCGAAAACGUCUACGAAAAGGCAAUCCCGGUGCCCGAGGAUCGUAAUAACCACCUCAAGGGUCCCGGCCUGGGCUCCUGGCGGGCUCACAUGAACGCCAUUCACGACGUCGUUCGAAGAAACUUGUCGUCGGCGCUGAUUAUGGAAGACGACGUCGACUGGGAUGUCAGGAUUCGCGAACAGCUUCAUGACUUUGCGGUGUCGAGCCGAGCUCUCACCCAGCCCUUGCGACACCAGCCUGGCCAAUACGCCGAUCCCACAUACCCCAACCCAGUCGAGGGCUCGCCAAAGAAGGUGCCCGACAUGAACUUCCACAGCCUUCCCAACACCGUGCAGCCUCUGAUUUCCCCGUACGGAGACAACUGGGACGUCCUUUGGCUCGGGCACUGCGGCAUGCAUUUUGUGUUUGAACACAGCAAUCUCAUAGCCAAGGGCCGCGUGGUCAAGGAGAAUGACGUCUCGGUCCCGCCCAAGAAGAACCUCUGGUCCAUCAACAAGCCCUUCUCGCUCGUGGAGGAGUACCCGGCACAUACACGAGUUGUCCACCACGCGCAAGAGGGCGUCUGCAGCCUCGCCUAUGCCGUUAGUCAACGGGGUGCCCAAAAGAUGCUCCGUGAGAUUGCGCUCAAGCCGGCGACGGAUGCGUUCGACAUUCUGCUGCGGUUCUACUGCGAGGGCACCCAUGACCGCACCAAACAAGAGUGUCUGAGCGUCAACCCAAGUCUGUUCUCCCACCAUCGGCCGGUUGGGCCCAUCGGUGCCUCUAGCGACAUUGGCGACCACGGCGAGGGAUACAGACAAGAGGCAUCGACAGACAUGGUUCGGUUCAGCGAGAGGUCUCCUAGCGUGAGCUCAUGGACACCUCAAUUACCGCCGUCACCGCAGCUUGCCGACAGAUCGUGGCUUUCUUCCGGCCGCAGCAACGAAAGGAGCCCGACCCUCCUUGGUAGUCAUCAAGAGCCGUGGUGGUCCCCGACUGAGCUCGAUCAUCACACCAACUCUGGUGAUCACAAUUUAUCUGCUGCUGCUUCGACGUCCUGCAUCGACAACUCCCCGCCCUGGCCGUUGCCUCUUGACGACUUUUUGGUGCUCAAUCAACUUCAGAACCAGAUUCCUCUUUCGGCUUCUGCCUCUCCAGAAGAACUGGCUCUCGGUCUGUGUCCACUAAUCCUUCAACAGACUCACCACUUGGAUCCUUUCUCGUCGUCGACUGUCACCCCGGCCCUCUCUUCUCUUGACGACCCGGACAUGACCUACCUGAGUUUGUUUGGGAGUGUCGGCACUGAACAUGGCUUGGAUCAGGAUGAUGCUCCACAUCACCGACAUCAUCCACACAACGCCAGCCAUGACCUUUUUGUCCAAGACAGCAAUAGCUUCUUGAGCCAUGUACUCUCUCACCCGCACCAACCCUUACAGGACCCCCCAACAUCAGCAGUUUCUCACGAGCGGACCACCGCAAACCAUGUCAAUCAUACCUUCUUGAAUACUUCAUCAUCAGCACCAACGACAGCGAAACCCACUUCAGGUUUGCAUAUCCCAACAAAUACUAAACGCCACGGCUCUCCCGCUAGCAGCAGCAGCGGCACUGGUAGCUCAAAACGCAAGUAUUCUGCUUCUCCUCCUGAGGAUCUGGAUCCAGAUAGCGAAGAGGCCCAGGUGGCUAUCAAGCGUCAGCGCAAUACCAUGGCUGCGCGGAAAUACCGCCAGAAAAGGCUCGAUCGAAUCUCGGACCUGGAAACCGCAUUAGGACAAGUUACCAAUGAGCGAGACGAGCUCAAGUUGCAGCUCGCCCGGCGAGAAGCCGAGGUUGAGGCUCUUCGGGAAAUGCUGUCUAAGAAGUGA